AGUCAACGUGCCUUCGCUCGCAAUGAAUUCAUUUGUGGAACUUACGAAAAAAGUGCAUUUAAUCAAUGACUUGAUAUUGUCGGAUAUGACGUGUGAAAACGAAGAAGAUGCAGAGGAGAAAAUGAAAUUCGACAGACACCUACUCUCGACUGUGCACUGGUUCACGAGAAUAUCCAGCGCAAACAAGAAGCGGUAUUUACUGGCGUUGCUGAAUGACAUACGCAGUGCUUGGGCUCUUUCGUUACUGCUCAAAUCUAUUUGGAACUGCCAACCUAAGGACGCCGUGCUUUCGGCCAGCGACCCCAACGUGUGGAGCAGCUACGAUCAAGCACCGCUAGACCACAACAGAACAGCGCAGCCAGCGGCCACUCUCGCGCUGGUGAUGAAGAAUGAUAGGAUUUGGUUCCUUUCAUUAGAGCCGGAAUCACAGGCUAUCGUGCUAUCGGAAUUGCUAGCGGUGUCUGGAAGACCUGUCAUAUGGGCAGUACUGUCACAGGCAGAGAAGAUCUAUGAGAAGUACAGAACUAACCAAUUGCAAGACUUGGAGGAAUGUAUCGUAGUCAACGAACCUCCAGCUGAAAAGACGCAGCCAUCCUCCGAGAAAAGUAAAAAGGAAAAUUCACCGCAACAUCUAAAGAGCUCUGUAAAUGAUAAAACACUUCCCGCUCCGGGCCAAGCACAGAAAGAGUUAGAUGCUAAUUUGGCGGUUUGGCAUGCUACAAUAAAAGCUUUACGGGACAGCGUCAAAUUGGAAGAACUAGAGAUGACAUUCAAAGAUGGAACCAAGCGCAAAGUAUGGAAAGUGAACCGACCCAAACCAGAAAUAACAGAAACUGUUGAUUUUGUUCAGCUUUUACCUGCAGCGAUAGGAAAACGCAUAUUAUCAUAUUUGCCGCGUGCUAAUCUCGCUGACUAUGCUAAAGUCAAUAAAUACUGGGCUUAUUUAGUGGACGACUUUAAAGCUGAACUGUUGGCUCGGGUCAAAAUCAACAGCGAUUUGGAAAAAUUGCAGGAGUUAAUGUUACGUCACGACACUAGCAUGGAGGUCGUUGCCCAGUCGGACCCUAGAUCGACGCUACUGAGUUCUCAAGGGAUGAUGAGUGCAGCGCCAUCGGCCAAAGCAAGAAUAUUUGUGCCUAGUAUGAGGGCUAGUGAAAAGUCCGCCGGAGCGGUGUCGUUCAGGCAUAUGCUCAGCGAUAAAUUGAAUAAAACCUCCUUGGCCCAAAAACCAUUCCGCAAUCUGGCUGAACUAACACAAAGAUUGGAACGGCGCGGAGCAAUUGACGAAAACUUGUGCGCUUGGUGUAAUAAUAUAGUCAAGCAAGUCAAAUCCACCAAGAAAAUGGGAAAGAGCGCAGUACUAAGGUCUGCCGAGGGUGUUCUUCAGUUGGGAAAUAUGCAUUUUCCUUGUCCAUUAAUGCAGCUGAAAUUGCAGAUUCCACUUCAGACCCCUCUUAGUAAAGAUCCGGUCGUAGAUACUACACCGAGGCCUGGGAGAAACGUUUCCAGUGGAACAAUGCUUGAGAUGCCGAGACAUCAAGGUGUCCAGCGGUACAGCCUGUGGACUAAAGACUUUUCAAAAUUGUACCCGGUUUUUAAAAUACCUUCAUAUCAAUUUCCUAUUUGAUGUUUUAGGUGUAAUUUUACUUUUAUAUUUUUUCAAUUUGAUUUGUUUUGCUUUUUCUGUCGUUUAUUGCCAAUGAAAAUGUUCAUUCUUAUUAAUUUGCUGUUUUAUUUUUUUAAGCUAUGUUUCAAUACGUGGGGCACUCAUAAAGUUUUGCGUUAUGUACUACUAAAAUAUGCUACCUGAAAUAGACAAAUAAAUUUGUUUUUUUAUUAUAUGCUGUUGAAUUUU
Chilo suppressalis (striped riceborer) is the source of this 1855-nucleotide messenger RNA. The record is from the annotation of a GenBank genome assembly. Lineage: Eukaryota; Metazoa; Arthropoda; Insecta; Lepidoptera; Crambidae.